AUGGUUGCAAUACCCGAAAUUGUUAAACGAGCUAUCCCAUUUAUUGCAUGUACAAUUGAAAUAAUUGCAACAGCUUCCUGCUUUUAUAUGUAUGAUCACAUAGCUGAUGGUCAUUCAAGUACAGUUGCAAGCGGGUAUUCGCCAAAACAUUACAAAGUUAAUCUCGAAUAUUAUUCAUUAGUAUCACUCUUUAUGUUUGGAAUGAUUUCACUUAUAAUGGCAAUUGCAGAGUUAGGUCUUGUUUUCAUGCCUCAAUACUUUAAAUUUGUAGAUUCUACAAUUUUAAGAGCAGUAAUAUAUAUACUUACUGGUGUUGCAAUUAUAGGUACAUCAGCUGAUCUCGGAAUUGCUGCAGGAUCCAUGCAAUUUAUAAUUGCUACUGUAAUGAUUAUUAUAUACCUACUUGAAAAUGGCAUCAAUUGCAAGUAA
Messenger RNA from Trichomonas vaginalis G3, 429 nucleotides. RefSeq lists its product as uncharacterized. Bases 1 to 429 code for a protein of 142 amino acids. NCBI's taxonomy places the organism in Eukaryota, Parabasalia, Trichomonadida, Trichomonadidae. The transcript has a single exon. The record is from RefSeq and is a predicted model, not a curated record.